Molecule: messenger RNA, 1520 nt
Organism: Salmo salar (Atlantic salmon)
Lineage: Eukaryota; Metazoa; Chordata; Actinopteri; Salmoniformes; Salmonidae
Source: RefSeq, a predicted model, not a curated record
GGUGUUUGUGGGCAGGUCUACAAAUUAGACGUCAAGAAAAGUAUAAAUACAAAUACCAUUUCUUGUUCAAAACUCUACGAAACUGUAACGGUGUAUCUGGCAUCUAAGAACAUUGUAGUAGUGGUUUGUUCUCAGUUAAGAUUUUACCAAGCUAAAUACACUAGAAUUUCACCUAUUUUCAGAUAAGUCUACAAGUGAGCUAUGGCACGUACCAAGCAGACCGCCCGUAAAUCCACUGGUGGAAAAGCACCCAGGAAACAACUGGCCACCAAGGCUGCAAGGAAAAGUGCGCCAUCUACUGGCGGUGUGAAGAAACCUCACCGAUACAGGCCGGGUACAGUGGCUCUGAGAGAAAUUCGUCGGUACCAGAAAUCCACUGAGCUGCUGAUCAGGAAACUGCCUUUUCAGCGGCUAGUCCGUGAGAUUGCCCAGGACUUCAAGACAGACCUCCGCUUCCAGAGUGCUGCCAUUGGUGCUCUGCAGGAAGCCAGUGAGGCAUACCUUGUUGGCCUGUUUGAGGACACCAACCUGUGUGCCAUCCAUGCCAAGAGGGUCACCAUCAUGCCCAAAGACAUCCAGCUGGCUAGGCGAAUCCGAGGCGAGCGUGCAUAAUAUGAACUUUGAACUCUUGGCGGGAAGGUGGGUGAUAUUGGCUGGGGUGUUCAACCAUAAAUUACUAUGCUGGACAAACAACAAUUUCAUUGCCUUAUGAACUCAGUAAAAGCAAUCAGUCAAUUUAAAUAAAUUCAUUAGGCCCUAAUCUAUAGAUUUCACAUGACUGGGUACAGGUAUGCAUCUGUUGGUCACAAAUACCUUAGAAUGGGACUCAGGAUCUCAUCGGUUUUGAGCAUUGAAGUUGCCAUCGAUAAAAUGCAAUUGUUUUCAUUGUCUGUACAUAACCCCACCAUGGGGCACUCUGUUCACAACAUGAACAUCAGCAAUGGUUGUGAGGCCAGUUGGACGUACUGCCAAAUUCUCUUAAACAAUGUUGGAUGCGGCUUAUCAGCUCUGGUGGACAUUCCUGCAGUCAGAAUGCCAAUUUCAUGCUCGCCCAACUUGCGACAUCUGGCAUUGUGACAACUGCGCAUUUUAAUUGGCCUUUGUCCCCAGCACAAGGUGUCCCUGUGUAAUCAUGCUGUUUAAUCAGCUUCUUGAUAUGCCACACCUGUCAGGUGCAUGGAAAAUGAGAAAUGCUCACUAAUGGGGAUGUAAAACAAUUUGUGCACAAAAUUUAAGAUUUGUGUGUAAAAUCUUUAUUUUUUUUAAUUUCAGCUUGAACUUGGGACAAUCUUUGUUCAGUGUAUGUAGUCAUUUUUGUAUGGUCUCAUUAGUAAAAUAAAAGCUUGGUAUUUAUAGUACAUUAGUAGCAAGUUUCAUGCAAAAACAUUCCUACUCUUUUCUCUCAGGUUUUGAAACUUUUUUUUUUUUUAAAUGGUAAUACUUUUAGGUCAUCUUAAUGUAGUAUGCAUAUCACAUUAUGGCCAUUUGUUGUAAAUAAAAUUUCCACUACCUCACUUGGA